AUGCAGCCAAUAGAAAAAUCUUCAAGAAGCAAUGAGGUCUCAUGCGGGCGGGAGAUGUGGUUAAGUCCGCGGGGCGUGAAAUUUGUAGGAAGCGAGAAGAACAGCCGCAGCUCUGGAUAUCUGAUGAGCAGCGUCAAAUGUGAGGCUUCAACUACCGGGGGUAAGGUAAGUGUAUCAUCAAAGACUUUACGCUGCGUAAAUGGGCUUGAAGCCAACCCGAAGGAUGUAAAGGGCAGCGUGAAGAACUGGAAUGAAACCCGGCCACUUGUUGACUUUACUUGGAGUAUUUACCUCCUAAUGGUUAAUGGGCUGCCUAGCAUCAGUGCAUCACGGGAGCAAGGGGUGAAGUGA
This is a messenger RNA of Blastomyces dermatitidis ER-3, 351 nucleotides long. RefSeq lists its product as uncharacterized. The record is from RefSeq and is a predicted model, not a curated record. The coding region runs from base 1 to 351 and encodes 116 amino acids. The transcript has 2 exons. NCBI's taxonomy places the organism in Eukaryota, Fungi, Ascomycota, Eurotiomycetes, Onygenales, Ajellomycetaceae.